Aplysia californica (California sea hare) is the source of this 4217-nucleotide messenger RNA. Its product is annotated as zwei Ig domain protein zig-8. The transcript is spliced from 9 exons. Gene Ontology annotation, biological process: synapse organization. NCBI's taxonomy places the organism in Eukaryota, Metazoa, Mollusca, Gastropoda, Aplysiida, Aplysiidae. Gene Ontology annotation, cellular component: neuron projection membrane. The coding region runs from base 1170 to 2300 and encodes 376 amino acids. The record is from RefSeq and is a predicted model, not a curated record.
GUGGGUGUGUGUGUUGGAUUUUCAUAAUAUUAUUUCAAGAGGUCAAAGUCAUGCAUCCAAUCUUCGAUGUAACUCUAAAAUGUGCUCGCACGUUUAGUUCGUAUCGAAGUGCACGAGUGUUUUUAUAGAAGGUGAAUUCCUUAAAAACUCUUAAUUUUUGAGGAUAUCUCCAAUCCCCCUCUUCCACCCCCUACUCUCCCCAGUAAAAAGAGAGCAGAUGACAAGAUCAGGGGAACUCUAUGAUGGAUGAAAAUGUCCAUACUGAAGUCUCUGACCGAGAACCAGGGAGGGCAAAUACACCGAGGUCAUAGAGGGCAGAGCCAGAGGGGUUGACUAAGAGAGAGAGAAGCAAGUUCACAAGUGACUUCCAAGUGCAGCAGUCUUUAUUUCAUGAACAGCUUCAUUCAGCAGGCAAGUGCAGCCCCGGGCGAGCUGAAAUAAAUCCAGAAUCCCUAGCAGGGAGGUUUUGUCUCAGUUCCUCGACCAUGACCGUUUUAUUGACUCUCCAGACUGGCUCACGUGAAACUAAGGUGAGCUCUCUCACCAUCACAUCCAGAUACCGCUGGCUGCUCGCUUGUUUACUCAGCCGUUAAAAAUGCAAGGAGAAUAAUUCAACCAUUUCGAUUGACAGCACUUUCUGUAUUCAUAGGACUGGCAGAAAGCAAAGAAGCCCCCUGCGGAGAUCAAUGCUUUCUGAGGAAACCUGCGAAGUGGCGUCUGAAGUGGUUUAAUAACGAUCGAGGUUUUUAACUUUUCCACAGGAUUUCAGUGUGUAAACAUUGAACUAUGAGUCAAUUCCAACGGAAACAACACUGGGAUAGUCUGACUAAAACCGUUUAUUGUGGUUCUCCUCAGCAUUUAGGGGGGAAAAAGGUCACAAGGUAGUGCUACCUCUUCGUUUCUAUUGACUGUAGCAGACUAUCCAUGGUGCGGAACAUGUUGACUUGUUUCAAUAGUUUUCCAUGAUCUUGCAAUAAUUAUGAUGCGCAUUUAAAAAACAGCUGACUUGAACAAUUUCUAAAGACUAAUUACUCCUUCUCUCUCUCUCUGUCUCUCUCUCUGUCUCUGUCUCUCUCUCUCUCUCUCUCUCUCUCUCUCUCUCUCUCUCUCCUUCUCUCUUUCUCUAAUGCUCGAGGAGGCACUUCGGCGGUCACGUGAACACGAAAGUGAUGCGUGCCCGGUAUGAGUACACUCCGAUCCAACUCUUUCGUCCACCACCCCGGAUACGUAAGGAACUCGUCGUCUCCAAAGAAAAUACGCCACUCGUCAAACCUCCCCAAACGGACACAAGGAGUCGUGGCAGCAGAAGUGUCACCGUCAACUGUUGUAGAGAUAGCGGCUACAACAGUGCUGGCGACAGAGACACUGAGAGAACCGCGAGAAAUAUCCUGCUGCGAAGGUCUGGAUCUCCGGCCUCAGUCCUGGGGAUUUUUCUUGUGACGUUGAUGAUGAUGCAAAUUGUCCAAGUUGCACCCCAGGGACCGCCUUACCCGGAGCCUGUGUUCCUUCCUCGACUGCUGAAUGUGACGGCUCGGGAAGGGGGCACCGCCCUGCUGCCAUGUGCUGUGCACUUCUUGGGGACCAAAGAGGUAACAUGGAAGAAACUUGGAGGAGACCACUUCCUGUCCGUUGGAGCCAUCACGUGGGUGAAAGACCCGAACUUGGAGCUGAGCUUCAACGAAAUCACACCAGAGGUGACUGAGUGGAACCUGCUCAUCAAACGGGUGGCCCCGGAACACGCGGGCACGUACGAGUGUCGGAUCAGCGAUAAAGACAAACUCUACAGAUAUAUCAAGCUCAAUGUUAUAGGUCCCCCUUUGGAAGAGCCAGUGAGUCGGCCUCCCAUAGCCCUGUCCGGCAAGAGGUACGUCGAGCAAGGGGAGCCAAUCCACUUGUUUUGCAACACGACGGGUCCUUUGGGCGAUCACCUCAGCAUUGACUGGUUCAAGGACGGGGACAAGAUCGACUACAGCACCUACAAGCACAUCGUCAUCACGAACUACAAUGUGGUGGAGACCAAUUCGUUAUUUCGUCGACCUAAUUCCAGUCUGCUGGUGAGCGAGCUGCUGAUAGACCGGAGUCGAGCCUCAGACACGGGUACCUACAUCUGUCGGUCGGCGCAGGGAUACAUCGCUAAUCACAAGGUCACCGUGCUUUUUGCUGACACGACAAAUGUUAAAAGAGGGAAUCCUUCAACAGGCUCCGGAACCAGCCAACUGCAGUGCCUUGAUAUCCUCAUUCAUGUCAUCAUUAUCAGUGUUAUUAGUCUCCAAAUAUCUCUGAUCGUCUCUUCAUCGUGAAACAGCUCGCAUGUCGACCGUGUGAUUCUGCACAGCACAAGUUCAUCGACAUUGAUUUAUUCAUAACUUUUUGACACAAUUGUUAAGUUUGGUUGUGAGACUGGAUGGUGCCGUUGCCUGGAGUACACGGCAGAGAUGUACACUUUCUUUGAGUUUGUCAAACCAUUCAAUUAUUUGUCUUACUUUAUUUAUUAAUUGUUUAAUACUCUGUUUCGUUAUGUACAAUUAUGUUUGGGUGCGUUUCAUGUUGUUGUGUUUUUUUUGCUUUCUAUAUGUUAGCUAUCAACCCCCCCCCCUUUCACCCAGCAUUUUUUCCACCAAAUCACUAGACCUUAUGGAGUAAUCUUCGCGCUUUGGUAAAGAAAAGGGUAUUCCGUGUUCUCAUAGUCAAACUUCACUGUUUACUACUUUGUUGUUUUGAAAAGAAUCUUUUGACUGUGGACAUUUUGGGGGUUAGAUGACACCAUGUCGUGUGCAUCUUUCUGAAAGGCAGAUGAGGUGGGGAUGGGGUGGGGUGGGGGUGAGAGUUGUCUGCGGAAAGGGACGGGAUGGGGUAGAUGAUCAACUUAUAUCUCGAAAUUUUAAAGUUCUGUGUCAUUUGAGUAGAAUUUUCAGAACUGAAGAGAAAAACAACGUCUUGUAAGUAUCAAACUUAUUGAAAUGAACGGUCACAUUUGUAGUAGACACUAUCAUAAAAGCUUGAUAUUAUCGAUAACUAGAAUAUUGUUACUCUUUGCUAUUGGAUAUAUCGUUACUUUCACUGGGGUCUAAUAGUUUGUAGAGCUCAGAAGCUCCUCUUCGGGUUUUGAAAGCUUGGUUUACUUUGAGUGCCGUUUUGUUUAAGAAAUGCCCAGGUUCAUAUUUACAUAAUUAAGCCCAACACAAGAGCAGCUGUGCAUGAUACGUAGUGCAUCUUUAAACCAGCGACCUUAUCUUUUUGUUUCAAUCAAUAAGUCGACGUAUUGUUGUCCGUCUUUUCUGAGGAGUAGUACAAUAACAUUUUUCUGACUGGUGAUAUGUUGCACCCCCUAUCGACAAUAUUCAGAUCAAAUAGAAGGCGUAAACUAGGGCUAGUGGGAUACAGCCUUGCAGCAGAAGGACGGAGACACUUUAAAAAAAUACAACAACAAAAACCCCAUACUCCUCACCUGGGACGCGAACUCACCCAAAUAAUACAGUACAGAAGCCGGUAAAUAUUUUCAGAAACGAAAGAAUACUCAUUACUCUACUUUGUUUCCGUAUCCACCACUAAUGCCACCACCACCGUUGUCGUCAUUGCCACCCAUAAAGUGGAAGGCUUCUUUUGUUAAAAUGUAAUUGUAGUUUCACGUCACCAUCGACAAAAUUACCUUAAUUUAGAAGGUGAGUUGGUUCGGUGAGUUGUCGGGACCCGCCAGGGAUGAAAAAGAUACAAGAUCACAGCAGAAAUGCGGAUAUACUCGAUAAAAAUUCUCCCCACAUGGGAAUGGAACUCACGUCUCCUGCGUGGGACAACGAAUCAUCUAACCACUGCCCCAUAGACGCCGGUGAUGAUUUCGUCAGCAUCGUCAUCAUUUUUAUAAUCUUUUGAAGAAGAUACACAAGACUGUCAUGGUUUUUAAAAAUAUCUUGAGAGAUUCUGCUGGCUUCUAUUAUAAUCAUUAUUGCCAUCCCCAUCAAUAUAUAAUGCAGUAAAAGCGGCACCAGAGACCAAGAAAAAUCAUCGUUCUCCGCUCAUAUACAGCUGGCUUUGGGUCUAAUAACGCGCUGCCUGGGGUCAGCCAUUAAAUGUAAGAGCCCACAAAAAACCCAGAAAUGAUGGACGAUAUCAAAGUGUAAACUGGGCUCAAGCUUUUACUUUCCUCUUGAUUAUUGUUUGUUUUUGUUCAUUUAUUGUUGUUUAUCUAUUUUCUGUUUAGUUAUCGUCAGUUGAAAAAA